Messenger RNA from Helianthus annuus (common sunflower), 2298 nucleotides. RefSeq names its product L-aspartate oxidase, chloroplastic. NCBI's taxonomy places the organism in Eukaryota, Viridiplantae, Streptophyta, Magnoliopsida, Asterales, Asteraceae. Gene Ontology annotation, molecular function: L-aspartate oxidase activity. Gene Ontology annotation, biological process: NAD+ biosynthetic process. The coding region runs from base 229 to 2145 and encodes 638 amino acids. The transcript has 9 exons. The record is from RefSeq and is a predicted model, not a curated record.
AAGUAAAGAUAGCUAGUGGCUGGUGUCGUCAUCAGAUUCUUAGAACAAAUCUUUGUGGAUACAAAAAUACGAUUUGCCUUUGAAACCGAAUGCUUACGAAAACCUUUAUUCUUCAUUAUUUAUAUAUUUAUAUUAUAAUUACUACAUUUGCCUCCAUAUUCACCCACCCAUACACCAUUUCAUCACCUUCUCUCAUUGGGCCUCGAUUCCUGCUGUUGCAGAAGCUAAAUGACAACUGGUAUAGCUUCUGGAAGUGUCAAUCUACGGCUCAGGGAGACGGGUUGCUGGCAACCGAGUUUAUUCUCUCGGGCGGGCUUGCAGAACUGCUGCAAGAAGUUUCCAUGGUCACGCAGGGCAUGCGACAAUUUGCAAAUCAAGAGAUACGUUCAUCCAAACAGUGGAACUCGGAGACCCUUCCACACACUCAUAACAUCAAGCAUAAGAGAUCAUUCCACAAAGUAUUUUGACUUUGCCGUUAUCGGUAGUGGGGUUGCCGGUCUUCGAUACGCACUUGAGGUUGCCAAACAUGGCAUGGUUGCCGUAAUAACAAAAGCCGAGCCUCAUGAAAGCAACACCAAUUAUGCACAAGGUGGCGUUAGCGCUGUCCUGUGCCCGUCUGAUUCGGUCGAGAGUCAUGUGCAAGAUACAAUGGUUGCAGGCGCUUAUUUAUGCGAUGAGGAGACCGUCAGAGUGGUGUGUACAGAAGGACCCGAGAGAAUUAGGGAACUAAUAGCCAUGGGUGCAUCGUUUGAUCACGGAGAAGACGGAAACUUACAUUUAGCAAGAGAAGGCGGUCACUCUCAUCGCAGGAUAGUACACGCUGCUGAUAUGACGGGUCGAGAAAUCGAACGAGCUCUUCUCAAGGCAAUUGAAAGUGAUCCCAAUAUUUCGGUUUUCAAGCAUCAUUUCGCCAUUGACUUGUUGACUUCUCAGGAUGGGUCUGAGACGGUCUGUCAUGGUGUUGAUACCAUGAAUACAAAAACGCACAAGGUGCUACGGUUUAUUUCAAAGGUGACUUUGCUUGCUUCUGGAGGUGCAGGGCAUAUCUAUCCAUCCACUACAAAUCCACCGGUAGCUACCGGAGAUGGAAUAGCCAUGGCACAUCGCGCUCAAGCCAUAAUUUCAAACAUGGAAUUCGUACAAUUUCAUCCAACUGCACUUGCGGACGAAGGUCUCCCGAUCACACCACUCAAAACGAGAGAAAACGCGUUUUUGAUCACCGAAGCAGUGAGGGGUGAUGGGGGCCUUUUGUAUAAUCUUGAUAUGGAACGGUUUAUGCCGAUGUAUGAUGAACGGGCUGAGCUGGCACCAAGAGACGUUGUGGCUAGAAGUAUAGAUGAUCAACUUAAAAAACGUGACGAGAAGUAUGUUCUUCUAGAUAUUAGUCAUAAAUCACGAGACAAAAUUCUUUUACAUUUUCCUAACAUAGCUGCUGAGUGUUUAAAGUAUGGGUUGGAUAUAACGCGGGACCCAAUUCCUGUGGUUCCUGCUGCUCAUUACAUGUGUGGUGGGGUUCGGGCUGGGCUUCAAGGGGAGACGAAUGUUCGUGGUCUUUAUGUUGCAGGUGAGGUUGCAUGCACUGGAUUACACGGAGCAAACAGACUCGCUAGCAACUCAUUACUAGAAGCAUUGGUAUUCGCACAAAGGGCAGUGAAACCGUCAAUAGACCAUAUGAAAGGGUCCCACGUUGAUCAAACUAUUUCACGAUGGUGGGACCCACCCGUCAUCCCCAUGCAGCUAGGAUGCACCAUUCUAGACAAAAUCAUCAACCGAACAAAGGAAGUGCGAAAGGAACUCAAGUCGAUCAUGUGGGAGCACGUCGGGAUCGUGAGGUCCACGACAAGGCUAAUGGCGGCGGAGCAGAGGAUUGGGGAACUCGAACUUGAAUGGGAGGCGUACUUGUUCCAACAAGGGUGGGAACCCACGAUGGUUGGGCUAGAAGCGUGUGAAAUGAGGAACUUGUUUUGUUGUGCGAAACUAGUGUUGACCAGUGCGUUGACUAGACACGAAAGCCGUGGGCUCCACUACACGACUGAUUUCCCGCAUGUUGAUGAACGAUCGAGGCUGCCGACCAUCAUUGUCCCGUGCUCGAACAUGAAUAGAACUUGGAGUUCUAGACAACUUCACAAGCAGCAGAUAUGUUAGCAGAUGCUGAUGGGAACCAUUUUUGCUAACUAUUUAUUCAGUGUAAUAAAAUUCUAAAAAAGAAAGGUAAUUCCUUUUUCUUACUUUAUAUGUAACUUUAAUUAAAUGAAAUACAUUUUUAUAGAGCAAGAUUGUGAUGUUUAGAGAAUGUAA